GCUGCGGCGGAAGUGUGAGAGCGUGCAGAAGUGCGGCCGACGGGGUUUGGCUGGCAAUCCCACCCAAGAAGGCAAGCUUUCUGAUCUUAUUUCUCGCCUUUCCUUCCUGUUUCUUUGCUACUACGACCUCCUCAUGUCUGGUCCGUCCGUCAAGAGGUAAUCAACGAUGGGAAAACUGGGGCGGCUGUCCUAAUUGUGCCCUGCGAAAUGACGAUUUUGCCGAGGAGUUCAAGUUUGGCGGCUGAACCGAGACCAGUCAACUUCGUUAGUGGUGGCGAUAACGACAAUGACAGGAGCAGGAAUGGUGACCAUGCCCGAGAAAUCAGUGACUCUAGCAGCUAUCGAUUUGUAUGAUAACAGCUGGACAAUGUGUUGAUGUUGGAUGGUAUAAUGCUGCCGCCGAUACUGAUAAAGGACCUGCCCGCUGCAGUUGAUAUUCUUGCAGAGGGGAGCGCGCGAUAGGCUCGGGAAGGAGAGGAGGAGGAUCAGGACGGCGACGGCGACGGCCGCUAACGCUGCUCAGAGACGACUCGGAGCAGCAGGCUGGGCUAACGUCGUACCCGCUCUGUGUCUGUAUGCGUGUCAGAAAGCGAUGGAGCUUCAGACCUCAAAACUGGCCCCAAGUAUUUGGUACCGUUGUGGAAGGGUUUCGGGUGGAACCAGUAAUGCUAGUAGAGGAAUUGACUUCGUGAGAGAAUGGUGUUCAAAUUAUUGGAGGAAAGAUGAGAGCCUCGCAGGAGAUGUGCAGCAGAGAAAAGGGACUGAUCGAGGAUGGGUUGGACGAACCGAGCUGCAGCCGCUCGCUCGUUCAGCUUUGGUGGACACCCGGACGACACCAGACAGUCGCAGCGGGAGACUCGUAGUGGACGCUCGCCGGAAACGGGGUUUAGCAGGUCUUGGUGGGUGUCAGUGUCGUGGUCGUCGUCGAAUCGGUCAAGCCGGAAGCACGAUUAAUUGAUGAGUUGCAGUGCCCGUCGUGGUGCUGAGAGAUCUCAGAGGCGCAUCAAUAUGCCUGUCAGAUGUGUUCGCUGAUAGCCUGUCGACCGGUGGGCCAACGAAUCGCCCACUGAUGAUCGCCACGCUUCCUGCUGAUGAUGAACAAUACUUGCAGCGGCAGCAAGAUAUGGUUUGAGCCGAGACUAGGACACUGGCAGCACCCCAAAAAGUGAAAUACGAUCACAGGCAGUAGUAGUGGUGGUGGUGGUGCACUGCAGUGGUGGAGGCAACUCAAUUGACAGGGAACCGGGGAGUAAGUAACCCUGGCCUUCAAGUUUCUAGGUGCUAUGCAUCGUACUAUUUAUUCAGCGGCGAGGAAUGCUAUACAACUAC
Molecule: messenger RNA, 1329 nt
Organism: Exophiala dermatitidis NIH/UT8656
Lineage: Eukaryota; Fungi; Ascomycota; Eurotiomycetes; Chaetothyriales; Herpotrichiellaceae
Exons: 1
Coding region: 593-958 (121 amino acids)
Source: RefSeq, a predicted model, not a curated record